ACCAACUAGUGGAAUAUGCUCAUAAGCUCGUGUUUUUUAAAUGCGCACACUGCAUCAAUCACGAACCCUUUCACGCAUUCCCGGGUCGGUUCUAAUAAUCACAAAAGGGGAAUUCAUGGGUGGUCUCGAAACUUUCUCCCAAGAGUUGCAGCCUGCAGGGGGGGACGACAUCAUCUUUCUCAGCUAGCUGGGUCGCUAACUGUAUACAUACAUGCAGACGACGGUACGACAUCAAUCACGAACACCUGCCUCCACAUCGCGGCUCUCUGCGGCCACCAGAACUUCUGCAGCGAGGUCCUGGCGCAGGAGUCGCGUCUCCAUCGUCCCGGCCCGUCGUCUCUGCUCUCCACCACCAACGACGACGGCGAGACGCCGCUGCUCGUCGCCGUGAAGAGCGGCCGUGUCUCUCUGGCCCUUCAUCUGCUCGACCAGCACUACUCGAGGCAUAAUCUGCUGGUGGAGCAUCUUCUUAAGCAAGACACUGGCAAAUGCAACGUUCUGCACCACGCGAUCCGCAACGGCUACGUGGACCUGGCGCUGGAACUGAUCCACCGGCAGCCGGCGCUCUCGGAGUCCUGCAACGCGCGCGACGAGUCACCCAUGUUCAUCGCGGUUCUCAAAGGUUUCAGGAGCAUCUACAUGGAGCUGCUGCGCAACGAGAGGUCGGAAUACGGCGGGGCCAGGGGAUACAACGCUCUGCACGCUGCUGUCAAGUAUGGAAACCAAGAUUUCGUUGAACAGCUUGUGGAGCAGCAUCCCGAGAAGGCCAAAGAGCUGGCGAGACAAGCGGACACUCAGCACGACACUCCAGUGCAGCUCGCCGCGCAUUUCAACAGGGAUACGAUUCUAACGCUGAUGCUGAGAGGUGAUCGGUCCUUGGGGUAUCGGGUGCACACGGAACACUCCACGCCUCUUCUCUACAUCGCCGCAAACCGAGGCCACGUAGCUUUUGCUCGAGCGCUUCUGGAGCACUGUCCAGAUGCGCCCUACAAGAACGACCGGAGCAGGACAUGUCUCCACGAAGCUGUAGAACAGGACCGGACGGAGUUCGUCAGGUUCAUCCUCGACGACAACUCCAAGCUUCGGAAACUCGUCAACAUGGUAGAUGACGUCGGUGACACUGCUCUGCAUCUCGCGGUUCAGAAGAGCAAUCCGAGGAUGGUCCGUGCUUUGCUGCGUCACCCUGACAUCGACCUCACUGUCAUCAACAACAGGGUUAACACGGCGAUCUGGAACAUGUACAAUGAUGGGGACGAAGUCAAGACUAUAAACUGGAACAAAAUCUACUUGCUCAUACGGAACGCAGAUCGUAGAGCUAAAAAUGACAUCUACAAUUUCCGAGAGGAGAUCAGGAACAAAGUCAACUAUGCAACAAGAAAAGAUGCCAAGUCUCUGAUUCAAACAUAUACGACCAACACGUCCUUAGUGGCUAUCCUCUUAGCGACAAUUACCUUCGCUGCAGCUUUCACAUUGCCAGGAGGGUACAGCAGUGAUGCUGGAAGCGAGGGGCUCCCCAUCAUGGCUAGGAAGGUCGCCUUCCAAGCGUUCUUGAUCUUCGACACGUCGGCGAUGUGCGCCUCCCUCGCCGUCGCCUUCAUAUGCGUCAUAGUGAGGUGGAUGGACUUUGAGUUCUUGCUGCACUACAGGUCCGUCACGACGAAGUUCAUGUGGUUCGCAUACAUGGCAACCACCCUAGCGUUUGCGACUGGUUUGUACACAGUCCUGGAAGAUCGUCUUCCUUGGCUGGCCAUUGCGAUCUGCGUCCUGUCUGUGUUGCUGCCCAUCCUUACGAUGAUGGUCGGUGGAUGGCCCAUAUUGAAGCUCAGAAUUCAAUACGGUAAUUCUGAUUUCCUUGACAUGGUCUAGACCUCAGGGACAUCUAUAGCCGCUCAUCUGUAUUCGAGAUAUAUUGUUUUACACUGUCAUGUAACAGAAAUGCAUUGACACAGAUUCUAUAUUACCCUUGACAUUUCACUAUAGUCGUUCAUCUUUAUUCGAUGUAUUGUUUUAUCCUGGUAUGUAACAAAAAAUCAUUGACAAAUUCUAUGUUACCCUUGACAUUUCA
Zea mays is the source of this 2065-nucleotide messenger RNA. Its product is annotated as ankyrin repeat-containing protein. The record is from RefSeq and is a predicted model, not a curated record. The coding region runs from base 16 to 1866 and encodes 616 amino acids. Gene Ontology annotation, cellular component: plasma membrane. NCBI's taxonomy places the organism in Eukaryota, Viridiplantae, Streptophyta, Magnoliopsida, Poales, Poaceae. Gene Ontology annotation, molecular function: protein binding. The transcript has 3 exons.